Drosophila innubila is the source of this 2874-nucleotide messenger RNA. RefSeq names its product protein fem-1 homolog B (gene Fem-1). The transcript is spliced from 6 exons. Bases 138 to 2219 code for a protein of 693 amino acids. The record is from RefSeq and is a predicted model, not a curated record. Gene Ontology annotation, molecular function: protein binding. NCBI's taxonomy places the organism in Eukaryota, Metazoa, Arthropoda, Insecta, Diptera, Drosophilidae.
CUCGUGGGAGACAGUGUCAGCCCUGGUUUCGGUGUGAUCAACAAAGUGUGUGUGAUAAAUAAAAGCAUUCGAAUUAAUUGUAAAUUCAAAUUAAUUGUUAAAGCGUCGCUGCUGCGCUAUUUGGAACUUGCAGCCCGAUGAGCAGCAAGAGGAGACGCAUACGUCGAUCUAAAAAGAUAUUUGAUUUCAACAAAUUCAACAUGGCAAAUGGAAUGUUAAUUGACAUUGCCGAGGAACUGAACGACAAGUUUCCCAACGAAGGACGCGUUCAAUUCUCCAAAUUAAAUACAUUAUAUUUGGCAGCACGCAGCAGUCAUAUGAAGAGAUUUGUGGAAGCACUCAAUACGAUCAGUUCAACGAAUAUUCAAACUUAUUUGGUUAAUACGAAUUUUGACCAACCCGAUGGUCAAUCGUUGACGCCUUUAACCAUGGCCGCCAUGUCCGGCAAUGUGACGUUUGUGAAGACGCUUCUGUCGCACUACGACGUGGAUCUGGAGCGGGAAUGCAAUGUCAUCUUCGAUGGUCUGGUGGUCUAUGGGGCAACGGCAUUGUGGGUUGCAGCUGGCAUGGGGCAUCUGCAGAUUGUCAAGAUGUUGGUCCAAGCAGGCGCUUCUAUCAAUCACAAUACCAAGGCACAAUCGUCGCCAUUGCGUGCCGCCUGCUACGAAGGUCGCCUGGAUAUUGUGGAGUUUCUGAUCGAGCAUGGGGCAGAUGUGAAUGGCACGAAUUUGUUCAACAACAACACGCUGAUGAUUGCUGCCUACAAAGGACAUCAUCUGGUUGUCAACACGCUGCUGCAGAAUGGUUCUCGCCCCAAUGAUCAGGCGCUUUGUGGCGCCACAGCGUUGCACUAUGCAGCAGAGAGUGGACAUCUGGAUGUGGUGAUAGCGCUGCUGGAUCAUGGAGCAACAUUGCAGAGCAAUGGGGUAGGCAUUACACCCGCGUUGCAAGCUGCCGAGCGACUGCACGAGGAUGUCGUUGAGGCAUUCAUACAGCGUCCAGGUUUGAUGAGCAAGGAGGAGCAGAUCACAGCUUUGGAACUGUUGGGAGCUACCUAUGCCAACGAUAAGACCAAAUAUGAUGUGACACGUGCCUACAGCUACUUGAUGCGUGCCAUGGAAUUGCGUUACAGCGAUUCGCGGCAUGUGGUGCGAAAGAAGGUGCAACAACCUGUCCCGGCCUACGACAGCUGGUUUGAGACCGAGAAUCUGCCCGAAUUGAAUGCCAUUAAAUUGAAUCAUCACUCCAUACACAUGGAAUCCCUGGCUAUACGCGAGCGUGUGCUUGGCAAGAACAAUCCAGAGUUGCCACAGGCCAUCAUUUAUCGCGGUGCGGUGAUGGCCGAUCAGGGACGCUUCGAACAGUGCCAGGUGCUCUGGAACUAUGCCAUCGAUCUGCGCAUGCGCAACAAUGUCUCCGUUGAUCGUGACUUGCUGCGUUUUGCACAGCUUUUUGCGCAGAUUUUGCGCGUGGAGAACCACCGACUGACGCUGGAUGAUGUGCUGCCAGUUCUGGUCAAGUGUCAGCUGGAGAUUGAGAGCAACAAGCAGAAAAUGCUGAACACAAAGCCAAACACAUGUGCCAGUUUGUUGCAGGAUCAGAAUAAUCAGAACUGCAUUACAGCCUUGUAUUUAAUCAAGAUUGUUACACUGUUGGCGCGUCGCAAAAAGGAUCAGGAUAUCAAUGAGGAGCAUAUACAACAGUUGUUCCUGGUGGUGCGCAAGUUUAUCCAAAAUGACACACGUCUCCAAGAUGGCCAAACACUGCUGCAUCUGGCAGUCAACGGAGUGACGCCAGUUGAUGAAUUCUAUACCAACGAAAUGUGCAAAUUUCCAUGCUAUGCUACCACUUUGGUUCUGGUGCACUGCGGCGCCUCUGUUGUGGCUGUGGAUGCAGCUAGGAAUACUCCACUGCACAUACUGGUGACCAAGAUAAACGCUUCACAGGAUCGUCAAGGUGAAAUGGCGCGUAUUCUGCAGCUAUUUGUGGAAGCAGGCGCACACUUGGAUGCGGUAAAUGCUGCAGGUCAAACAGCAGCCACAGCUUGCAAGCAAGUUAACUUGGCCAAUCAGCUGCAUGGUCAUCAGAAUGCGCACACGAGUUUAAAGUGUCUUGCGGCACGUUCGAUUGCCACAAAUCGUCUGAAUUUUAGAGGCAUGAUACCCACACAGCUGGAAGCUUUCAUACAAAUGCACAGCGUGCACAAGGUGCUUACUUAGAUAGCCAAAAAAACAAAAUAAGCUUGGCCCAAAACCUGGCUAAAAAGUCAUGGGCCAAACCAAAAACAAACUCAAGUCAUUAGGAACUGUGUAUAUUUUGGAGUCAUGGCACAACAAAAUGUUUAAAUGUGUAUCGAAUUUAGUGACUUAAGUUAGCCAAAUGCCAAUAUGUACACCUAAGAACAUUGAAAUAGUUGUGAAAAUAAUUAAUAAUAAUUAAUUUCGAAUAGUUUAUGAACUAGACACAAAUGAUGAUUUAAAAAAUUAUUUAAGAGUUAUUAAAAUACAACCCAUAUUAAAUAACCUACUGAUAUUUUUGAAAUCCUAAUUUAUGUAUACUUUGUAAACCUAAAACAUCAAAAACAAUUAAUAUUUUCACACAUAUUUCAAUGUACAAUUGUGUAUAUUUUAUAAUUUUACACUCACACACAACUUAUAAACAUUGUAUACUUACUUAAUGUUAUAUUGUUUAUAUUUGAUAUAAUUUGUAUGCAACGAAAAUUCAUCAUUUAUUUAUUUACAAUUUAAAACUCACACUUUGACUGACUGUUUGUUUAUACAAAAAAAAAAAAAAAACCAUAUGUGAAAUCAUUUUGUACAUUUUCUAUGUGUAUUAAUUAAUUAAUGUUAAUUGUAAUGCGGCGGCGGCAUUAUU